Messenger RNA from Solanum stenotomum, 1794 nucleotides. Its product is annotated as pentatricopeptide repeat-containing protein At1g74630-like. Gene Ontology annotation, biological process: RNA modification. The transcript is spliced from 2 exons. Bases 1 to 1587 code for a protein of 528 amino acids. Gene Ontology annotation, molecular function: protein binding; zinc ion binding; RNA binding. NCBI's taxonomy places the organism in Eukaryota, Viridiplantae, Streptophyta, Magnoliopsida, Solanales, Solanaceae. The record is from RefSeq and is a predicted model, not a curated record.
AUGGGGCAGCUACAACUCUUAACUGGGUUUCAGCUGCAUUGUCAAGCUAUGACUUGUGAUCUUGAUACCCAUCUCUUUGUUGGGACUACAAUGAUUAGUAUGUAUGCGGAAUGUGGGUUUGUUGAGUUUGCUUGGAAGGUGUUUGUUCAAAUACCUCAACCAAAUGUUGUGGUGUGGAAUUUAGUACUUAUAGCAUAUUUUCGAGGGAGUGAUGUGAGUGGUGCAGAUAAAGUGUUUGGUUUAUUGCCGUUUAGGAACUUGACUACUUGGAAUGUGAUGCUGGCAGGGUAUACUAAAUCCGGAGAGCUUGAGCGUGCAGAGGGGCUGUUCUUGCAGAUGCCAAGUAGAGAUGAUAUUUCCUGGAGUACUAUGAUUGUUGGAUUUUCUCAUAAUGGUUGCUUUGAUGAGGCGCUUGGGGUUUUCAGGGAGUUGAUUGGGAGUGGAAGUAAGCUGAAUGAAGUGAGCUUGACGGUUGCUUUAGCUGCGUGUGCUCAAGCUGAGGCGUUUAAGUUUGGGAUGGUAUUGCAUGCAUUUAUAGAGAAAGUGGGGUUGGUUUGGAUAAGUUCUGUGAACAAUGCACUUUUUGAUACUUACUCCAAGUGUGGAAAUGUGUUGAUGGCUCGUCUUGUCUUUGAGAGAAUGCUUGGGAAGAAAACCAUUGUUUCUUGGACUUCUAUGUUUGCAGGGCUUGCAAUGCAAGGAUAUGGUGAAGAGGUGAUAAAACAUUUUCAUGAGAUGGAAGAAUCUGGGACCAGACCUGAUGGGGUCACUUUUAUUUCGGUACUUUAUGAUGCAUGUAGUCAUGCUGGUUUAGUUGAACAAGGUCAUGAGCUAUUCAGUAAAAUGACAGAAACUUAUGACAUUGAACCAACUAUUGAGCAUUAUGGUUGUAUGGUUGAUUUGUAUGGUAGGGCUGGUCAGCUUCGUAAGGCAUAUAAUUUUGUGGUUCAAAUGCCAGUACCACCCUAUGCCGUUAUCUGGCGAACACUUCUUGGGGCUUGCAGUUUUUUUGGCGACAUUGAAAUGGCUGAGCAAGUUAAUAAAAGACUCUCUGAGCUGGAUCCAGACAAUUGUGGUGACCAUGUUUUGCUGUCCAGCAUUUAUGCAUUUGCUGGGAAAUGGAAGGAUGUUGCCAUGGUGAGGAGAUCAAUGGCUGAGAAAAAUAUGAAGAAAAUACCAGGUUGGAGCAUGAUUGAAAUAGACAAGGUCAUGUACAGUUUUGUAGCAGGUGAUAAACGAAAUGAGAUAACUGAAGAGGCUUAUAAUAAGCUAAGUGAGAUAAUGUUAAAACUUAAAGUAAAAGGUGGUUAUAUUCCAGAGGUAGGCAGUGUUUUACAUGAUAUAGAAGAGGAAGAAAAGGAAGAUACCAUGUCUAAGCACAGCGAGAAACUUGCUGUUGCUUUUGGUAUGGCAAGGUUAUGUAAGGGAAGCACCAUACGAAUUGUAAAGAAUUUGAGGGUGUGCAAAGAUUGUCAUAGUUUUAUGAAGUUGAUAUCUAAAGUCUACGGAUUAGAGAUUGUGGUUAGAGACAGAAGUAGGUUUCAUUCUUUUAAAGAAGGUUCUUGCUCUUGCAGAGAUUAUUGGUGAGGGAUGAUUUAUGGUCCAAUCAAAUUGGCAAUGCUCUCAUUUUCAGGAUAAACAUGUUGACUGCAAACAGAAGACCCACAUUUUGGAUGACAUGGAAUCCUCCAUGCUUGCCAUCGAAAUGAAAGAAAAUGGAAAAGAAGUAGUCAAACAUGUCUGUUCAACUAAUAGACUUGGAAAAGGCUACUGCAUCAAUCUCCUUACAGAUCU